This is a messenger RNA of Monopterus albus (swamp eel), 1650 nucleotides long. RefSeq names its product insulin-like growth factor 2b (gene igf2b). Gene Ontology annotation, molecular function: insulin-like growth factor receptor binding; protein serine/threonine kinase activator activity; hormone activity. Gene Ontology annotation, cellular component: extracellular region. Gene Ontology annotation, biological process: positive regulation of activated T cell proliferation; positive regulation of insulin receptor signaling pathway; regulation of muscle cell differentiation. The transcript is spliced from 4 exons. The coding region runs from base 138 to 785 and encodes 215 amino acids. The record is from RefSeq and is a predicted model, not a curated record. Lineage: Eukaryota; Metazoa; Chordata; Actinopteri; Synbranchiformes; Synbranchidae.
AGAAGUUUUGCCUGUCGCCUGGUUUCUGGGACAGCCUCUCACACAUCAUUUCUUUGACCUUGCCAACUGGGAAACUAACUUAUCUACAAUAUCUCCAACCAAAUAACCCCCCAGCGUUUUGACUACUGCCAUCUGACAUGGAGACCCAGCAACGGCACGGACGCCACUCACUUUGCCACACCUGCCGGAGAACGGAGAGCAGCAGAAUGAAGGUCAAAAAGAUGUCUUCAUCCAGUCGUUCGCUGCUGUUUGCACUGGCCGUGACGCUGUACGUUGUGGAAAUGGCCUCUGCAGAGACGCUGUGUGGGGGAGAACUGGUGGAUGCGCUGCAGUUUGUCUGCGGAGACAGAGGCUUCUAUUUCAGUAGGCCAACCAGCAGGGGUAACAGCCGGCGCUCCCAGAGCCGUGGGAUUGUAGAAGAGUGUUGUUUCCGUAGCUGUGACCUCAACCUGCUGGAACAGUACUGUGCCAAACCUGUCAAGUCCGAAAGGGAUGUGUCAGCCACCUCUCUACAGGGCAUACCAGUGAUGCCCGCAAUAAAAACGGAAGUCCCAAGGAAACCGCAUGUGACCCUGAAGUAUUCCAAAUGCGAGGUGUGGCAGAGGAAGGCGGCCCAGCGGCUCCGGAGGGGUGUCCCUGCCAUCCUGAGGGCAAAAAAGUUUCGGAGGCAGGCGGAGAAGAUCAAAGCCCAGGAGCAGGCCAUCUUUCACAGGCCGCUGAUCAGCCUGCCCAGCAAACUGCCUCCCGUCUUGCUUGCCACGAACAACUAUGUCCACCACAAAUGAGCCCACUGCCAGCCCUUUGCACAGACAAGAGUUUGGAGGGAGAAAAAAAGACUAGGGGAUUAUAGCUUUGUCUCUGACGUCAUUUCUGUGGCAGUCCUCUUUGACCUCCCGUGCCCUGUCCGAGCCCACCACUCCCUCCCCCUGCUCUCAUCCACUACUUCAUGACCCCCUGGCCCUUUUCUAAUGCCCCCCCUUCAUCCUCACCCACCCACCCUCCUGCAGCACACAAACAUGCCUUCACAUUCUUCCUGUCUGAACUCUUUUGCUCCCGCUCACUGACACAAAAGGCAUGAACACAAAUGAUGAACAAAAAGCUGACAAUUCGGUUGAAUGCAAUUCAGGUGGAUCCUUAAGCAGAAGAGAAAAAGGGAAGGGAGAAAAGAAGAUGAAAGAUCUGUGGUUUUCAAGUGUCAAGAGGACACCCAGCGGAAUGCUUUUUGUCCUUGAGGAACACAACUGACAGUGAAGAGCAGCUUGCAUGAAAGAAUCCAUUCCACUUCAUUUUUUCCUGAGGCAAAAAGAAAAUCUGUUAGUUCUUUUUCUUAUUAGUUUGCACCUCUACCUAUAAAGGGACUUCCACACUGUAAGGAAUUAUUUUGUAAAAUUAGAUUCCUGUUCCAGCACCUUUUGAUCACAAACAAAAAGCAGAUAAGAGUCUGCAAAAUUGCACAUUGCCACGGAUUACGUCAAAGUAAAGAAAAAAAAAUGGCACUAUUUUUUUUAUGAACAAUGAACAUGUAGCUUAAAAAAUGUCAUGGUGCUAGCUUUGGGAAUGGACUCAAAGAAGAGGUUGAAAGCACGUUUUUUUUUCUUUUGAAUGAAUAUUAAAGCUUUCCGUUUUAAGGAAAGCGUGACUUAAAAAAAA